AUGUGGGGGCUAGAUGGGGCUACGACCGGCCUGUGCACCCGCGACACAUUAACAAUCACACGCUCGUUCCUGAAACAGUUUGCGCAUGUAUCUGACUCCAGCGAUGAGGAUCAGGACUAUAUCUGCCCUCACUGCGACCGCACCUUCACCCCACACAUCGGCCUGGUCGGUCACUUGCGAAUCCAUCGCACAGAGACUGGGGAACCAAUACCUGGAGCACCAACUCACACCCACCACACUCGCCUCCACUGCCCACGCUGUUCUCGCACCUUCACGCAUCGCAUGGGUCUAUUCGGCCACAUGCGCAUCCACGAGAGCGGAACUGACCACAAUUUUGUCACACCAACAACGUCCAACAAGUCCACCAUGCCCAGCCCAUCCCUCGCUCCAUCGCCCUGCGCGCCCAUCACCACCAACACAACCACCGCCUUCUCUACAGCUGACACCGACACGGCCGACUUCACCUGCCCACACAGUCAACGGACAUUCACCUCACGCAUCUGCCUGGUCGGUAACUUGCGCAUCCAUCGUAAAGAGACUGGAGAACCAGUGCCUGGAGCACCAACCUACGGCCGCCAAGCUCGACUCAACUGCCCACAAUGUCCUCGCACUUUCAGGCACGGCAUGGGCCUAUUCGGUCACAUGUGCAUCCACGACGACCUGCGGUAG
Molecule: messenger RNA, 669 nt
Organism: Spirometra erinaceieuropaei
Lineage: Eukaryota; Metazoa; Platyhelminthes; Cestoda; Diphyllobothriidea; Diphyllobothriidae
Source: the annotation of a GenBank genome assembly